This is a messenger RNA of Acanthosepion pharaonis, 2670 nucleotides long. Lineage: Eukaryota; Metazoa; Mollusca; Cephalopoda; Sepiida; Sepiidae. The record is from the annotation of a GenBank genome assembly.
UUGCUUUCCUUCUCACGUAAAUCUUCUCCCCACUGUCUCUUUCUCGUUUUUUUUCCAUUUCUGUCUUUCUUCUUCUUCUUCUUCUUCUUCUUCUUCUUCUUCUUCUUCUUCUUCUUCUUCUUCUUCUUCGUCUUCUUUUUCUUCUUCUUGCUUUCUUUCUUUCUUUUUCUUUUUUGUAUUUGUUACCAUUCUAUUUCCUUCUUUCUCUCUUUCUUUCUUUCUUUCUUUCUUUCUUUCUUUCUUUUUCUUUCUAUGCAUUUGUUACCAUUCUAUUUAUUUCUUUCUCUCUCUCUUUCUGUCCCUCUCUCGCUUCCUUUCCUUUUUUCUUUCUUCCUCUCUCUUUCUUUCUUUCCCCUUUCUCUCUUACUUUCUUUGCAUUUGUUACCAUUGAAUUCUUUCUUUCUUUCUUUCUUUCUUUCUUUCUUUCUUUCUUUCUUAUAUCUUUCUUUCCUUGUUUUUCUAUCUUUCUUUCUUUUUUCUUUGCAUUUGUUACCAUCCUAUUUCUUUCUUUCUUUCUUUCUUUAUUUAUUUUUUCAAUAUUUACUUUCUUUCUUUCUUUCUUCUUCUUUCUUUUUUGCAUUGUUAUCUUUAAUUUUUUUCUUUGUAUUUGUUACCAUUCUAUUUCUUUCUUUCUUUCUUUCUUUCUUUCUUUCUUUCUUUCUUUCUUUCUUUCUUUCUUUGCAUUUGUUACGGUUCUAUUUCUUUCUUUCUCUUUCUUUCCUCCUCUCACUUUCUUUCCUUCUAUCUCUCUCUUCCUUUCUUUCUUUCUUUCUUUCUUUCUUUCUUUCUUUCUCGCUCUCUUUCUUUCCUUCUAUCUCUCUCUUCCUUUCUUUCUUUCUUUCUUUCUUUCUUUCUUUAAUGUUUUAUUUUCCGCCUUUUCUUCUUUCUUUCUUUCUUUCUUUCUUUCUUCAUUUUUCCAAUCUUUUCUUUUUUUUUUCUUUCUAUUCUUUUGUUUUUUCUUUCUUUCUUUCUUUCUUCUUUUUUGCAUUGUUAUUUUUCAUUUAUUUCUUUGCAUUUGUUACCAUUUUAUUUCUUUCUUUCUUUCUUUCGUUCGUUCGUUCGUUCUUUCUUUCUUUCUUUGCAUGUGUUGCAGUUCUAUUUCUUUCUUUCUCUUUCUUUCCCCCUUUCACUUUCUUUCAUUCUAUCUCUCUCUUCCUUUCUUUCUUCUCUCGCUUUCAAUCUUUCUUGCUCUCUUUUUUCUAUGCAUUUGUUACCAUUCAAUUUCUUUCUUUCUUUCUUUCUUUCUUUCUUUCUUUCUUUGAAUUAGAUUCCUUGACGCUUUUAGAAUGUAUGGACCGAAAACUGCACGAUUUGUGUAAUGUUGACUGCACCAUCGCGGGAAGUGAUUCAUUUCGUAGCCUCGAAAUGGCUUUACAGAAAACUGAAGACCUUCUCAUCGACGACCUCCACAUGAACGACAUACGGCAACUAGAGAAUGUGCAGAAACGAAACAGGGUCAUACGGAAUUUUCUUAUCGAGGAUGAACAUCGUCAAAAUAGUCGAUUCCGUGACCCUUACGCGGAGAGCAUCUCCUCGGAGAGCGUCGUAUCUCGCGGAAGCAGAAUCCGGCAAUUGCAAACUCGGGCAAUCGUCGACCCGGUGGUGCCUUCCGUUGUGCCGACGUCUUCAUCCCACUUCAACAACCAGGAUAGGCGGAAGAAACCGGGGAAGAAAAAGCAUCAUCACGACCCACGCCACCGACACAAACAAGACCUCGAUCUAACCAAGCUACCACCGCCUUCCGCGCUCCAUCCGGCAGCCGUCCACUCUCACUACAGGCAGCGGCACAGAUCCCGAUCCGCCUCCUCAAGUCUGUCUCCCCGGAGAUCGGAAACGCACGGCGAAGACAGCCGCUUCAACCCGUCUACGUCUUCUUCAACAGGUUCGUCAGCAUCCUCGUCCUGCUCUGAUUCAGAGGCGCUGUCCAGUGAUUGGGAGACAACAAGCCAGGGAAGUAUAGGCACGUUGAAUGUUAACAGCGACAUCUCAGAAGAACCUGACCAGGCAAGGGUACUGGAGGCGAGUCGUAGCGUCGACCGGGGUCCUAUUUCUUGCGACUGGAGUUUCCUGCGGUCGGCGGUCCAGGACGAUAAAUACAUGCCGAAAAAUAAAGACACGCUUUCCCAGUCUUCUUUGGAGGUCUGCAUCGGUUAUGCUGACCGUGCAAGUUCAGCUGACUCACUCCGUCGGUACCGACUAGCUAACCAUUUCCAUCACAUCGAUAAGGACGCAAAACAAAAAAGUGGACUGAUGGAAAGAGUAAUUAAAGGUGAUGCUGACAGGUACGAAAGUGCGUCUGGGAGUGCUUCAGUGGUCUCCAAAAGAUCUAGCCAGGACCAAGAGAAACGAACAAGCAUCUGCAAUAGUUUUACGGGCGUAAUUAGCGACUCUAGUGUAAGUUGCAGUGCCAGAGACAUUAAAACGGCAGAUGUACCCUUUUCUUCUGCCUCAUCGUCGUCCCCAACGUCCAGCCGAAGGACAGUUAUUCGAAGCGUGGCAUUAGAUGAGGUGAAAACAAGACAAAAGCCAGCUGCACCAAUAAACUUCUGCAACACAAAUGCUCUUCGGGAGGAACUGAUCGGAAGGUGUCGUCAGGUGCCCAUGGACAUCCACAACCCAUCAAGGACACCAGAAACACUUGAGGAAUCGUUUCAGGAGAAACCCUGGUAA